Triplophysa rosa is the source of this 2914-nucleotide messenger RNA. RefSeq lists its product as uncharacterized. Gene Ontology annotation, cellular component: cytosol. Gene Ontology annotation, biological process: positive regulation of GTPase activity. The coding region runs from base 177 to 1085 and encodes 302 amino acids. The record is from RefSeq and is a predicted model, not a curated record. The transcript is spliced from 5 exons. Lineage: Eukaryota; Metazoa; Chordata; Actinopteri; Cypriniformes; Nemacheilidae. Gene Ontology annotation, molecular function: guanyl-nucleotide exchange factor activity; protein binding.
UCUUAAAACAGAAGGACACUGGAUAAACGUGGGACAGAGCUACACUGACAACUGAAGGAAAGGGAGAGAGAGAUGGAGUUGUGCGAUGUUUUAGAACACAAACACAGUCGUAAUCUGGGACGCAAUAAGCAAAACUGAGAAAGUAAACAGGUCACCAAGACCUCGCGUAGUAACAUAUGGACAGGAUGGGAGCCAGUCGUCCGUCGCCCAGCACACAUACGGAUUCAGUUCGUGCCGCAAUAGAAGCACUCAGUGUGAGUACAGAACUCGUCGAGGAGGAACUUAAGCCAUAUCUGGACACAGUGCUGACUGUUGCCAUAGAAAGAAAGAAAGGCAUCGCUGAGCAGGUGGCAGACAGUGGGAUUUUGCCCGUGCUGGCGCAGAUUUUAAGAAGAAAGAGUACACUAACCACGCCCACAGUCCGACUGGUGGCUGAACUUGCCAGAGAUCGAUUGUGUCAUUUCUGUCGGUUCUGUCUGCCUUCAGCUCCCGUGAAAGAGCAGUGCUUUGAUACAGGCAUUGUGUCUGCCCUCGUGACCUUACUGCUCAACCAAGACCAGGACCUUCUCCUGCAUGUGAGCCAAGCCAUUGCCAGGAUCUGCUAUGACAGCAACCUGCAGCAGGAGAGAUUCCUGAGGCUCGGAGCUGUUCCCCGUCUGGCAUCGGUUCUUCUCCAGCACAGUGGGAAUGAAGCACUGCGGAGCUCCUGCCUGCUGGCCCUCUGUAAUCUGUCCAACAUGGGUGAGGAGGACGGCUCCAUGCUGGCGUGGGACGAGGGGGCACAUUUCAGCGAGGGGGAGCGCGUGUUCCGUGGCACCUCGAGAUACUCGUUCGGUUUCUCUUCGGCCGUGACGGUGGUCAGGCUGAAACAGACUAACGGCCAGUACUCAGUGACCGUAGAAGUUCUUCAGCGAUGCUCCACACUGCUGUGGGGCGCCAGCAACAGGCGACAGGCUGGGCACCGCUUACCGAACUUAACCCACCUGGGAAGCUGUCCUAAGUUGUAUAAAGUCAUCAAAUGCUCGGUGAAGAACAUUCCGAGGAACCGAAGUCUGAGGGCGACAGUGUUUCACACCCUCUUGUGAGGCCGAAAGUUCAAGUGCUUUUGAACAUGCGAGGUGGCUUAAAAGAUGAUCUGGUGUAAACCACAUCCCAAAAUAUAAGGAGCUCAUUUCAGCCUUUUGUAGUAGAGAGUGGAACCUUAAAUGCUUUUAAAGCGAUAACAAAUAAAGGACGUAACUGCAUUCAGUGUCCUAUUCCUCAAAUUUGAUGGGUAACAAUCAAGGGUCAGCAUAGCGAGUCAAGUCACAAGAUGUUGUGUCCAGACAGUUUAAGUCUUGCUGGGCAUAGAAUACAGCAACAGGUGCAUGACGCCAAGCUGCAAUCUGCUAGCCUUUCUGAACUGUGUGAUUAGUCCAUAAGAGGCCUUACAGUAGUGGAUUAUGUAGACCCAGUGGUCAGGGUCAGUGCAGCUACACUCACCCAGGUCAACAUGCAACUGUGUUGCAAAACGCACCAAGAUAAAAACAGCAUUUUCAGAUUACAAAUAAAAAUUGGGCCUUUUGUUAACAUUCCCCAUGUUUUGAGUCACACAGGGUUCCCACAGUCAUGCAUGAAAAAAAGUUGGAGAUAUUAGGGUUGUUAUAUUGUGUCUGGUUUGAAUGAUGAAAUGCUCUAAUAUGUUAAAUGCUUGAUUGCUUCAACGCAAGUUAUUCUUUGGAAAUCUGAAAUGAAUAUAUUAGCGCCCUGUUCACACUGUCAGUGACCGGCAGCGGCAAAGCGACACAAACACCUUCAUUCCAAUUGUAGCUUAGUGACGUCCGAAAAAAGGAAGUGGGCAUGUCUAGUGAUGCAACAAAGUUGAGAAUUGUUCAACUUUAUGCAAAUGAUGAGCAACUUUUAGAAGCGUUUACCAAUGGGACUAAAGCUGGGAAGCUAUUUACGUCAAUAGCAUGACAACGGGCAGAUAUUUCUAAAAAGUUGAAUUAAAUAGCAUAUCCGAUCAAUAAUUAAACCUGAAAUUAACUGUACUGUAACUUUGGUUUGCUAAGCUUAAAGGUCCAGUAUAUGAAAUUUAGCGGCAUCUAGCAGUGAGGUUGCGAAUUGCAAUCAUGGCUGACUCCACCCCUCCCUUAGAAGCACUAAGGCGGCUGACACAGCACUAAGAUGUUGUCAUGUUUUCGCUUCUUUGCCGAAGGAGAUAAUGUAUUUACAAAACACGCUCUGUAGAGCAGUUUGUCCGUUUAGGGCUACUGUAGAAACAGUGGAUAAUUCCAUGCAGGGGGACCCGCGGUGUAUGUAGAUGGAAAUAGCUCAUUCUAAGGUAAUAAAACAAUGCUUCAUUAUAUAAGGUCUUUAUACACCUCUGCAGACAUAGUUAUGUACUGUAUAUUGUAUUGCAUUUAUGUCAAUAGAUCCUCAAAAAAAUUACACACUGGACCUUUAAAUUGCGCUAAAAUCACCUUUUCCAGCGGCCACAUUGAGCCUUGCAUUCCUCCCCAUUCAUAGUAAUGGCUCACUUCAUUCGUCUCUUGUCAGUUGGUAGUGUGAAUGAAGCUUGAUGUUUACAAUAAAUGAACAUAUUUAUAAAUGGGGUUAAAUUGUAGCAAAUUAGUUUUAAUCUAAAUCAUUCAGUAAAAUUUGUAUACAGGAAACGCAACACUUUUUGGUAAAGUAAUGGAAGUUUCAUUUGUCAAAUGGUGUGGGAACCUUGUGUUUGUAAACUAAAGUGCAUUUUUGCUGCCUCCACCAAGUCACACUGUUGUUCUAUUGUGACUUUGUGUAACAUCCUCUCUCAUUCAAAAGUUUGUAAUUACAAGCAAACCUCGUUAUCACAUUUGUGCUAUCAGUAAACACUUCUCCUUUCCUUUUGUUUAAUUCCAUUUCAUUUUCUGACAUCAGUGGUGAAAGUAAA